Messenger RNA from Xenopus laevis (African clawed frog), 1990 nucleotides. RefSeq lists its product as uncharacterized. The coding region runs from base 40 to 1293 and encodes 417 amino acids. Lineage: Eukaryota; Metazoa; Chordata; Amphibia; Anura; Pipidae. The record is from RefSeq and is a predicted model, not a curated record. The transcript is spliced from 13 exons.
CUAAAAUUUAAAUUAAAGAUUAUACAUGAAACUUCAGACAUGGAAAGAGAAGAGAUCAUCAGAGGCCUAUUUUGCAAUGGACACACACAGAAAGAAAUCAUUUGGAUACUAGACAAAGUUUACAGCUACAGAAUAUCUGACCGUCAUUUACGCCGAAUUUUAAAAUCUUAUUCCUUGUGUCGUCGUGCACUCAAUAGAGACCAUCAAUCUAUUUUUAAUGCUGUUAAAAAUGAAAUUCAAAUUUGCUCCCCCAUGAUUGGUGUAAAAGCAAUGCAUAGGAAAAUCAGAGAUCUCAAAGGCAUUCGACCAUGCUACAGGAAUGAUGUAUAUCAGGUAAUGAGAGUGCUCGACCCAUAUGGACUACAAUUUCGGCGUCCAGGACAGUGUCGUAUCCCUCGAAUUGUUUAUAGCUGCAGAGGCCCAAACGAUGUCUGGCAUAUUGAUGGAAAUGAUAAAUUAAAGUUCUAUGGAAUUUGGAUUCACUUAUGUAUUGAUGGUUUUUCCAGACGUGUUAUAUGGCUUAAUGCGGGUACUACUAAUAGAAAACCGGACAUAAUUGGACGAUAUUUUCUCAAUGCCGUUGAUAGUGCAAAUGGUUGUCCAAGACUAGUAAGAUCGGAUCGUGGGAUUGAGAAUGUCCUGGUUGCUAUAUUUCAGACAUCUUUUCGGUACUAUCAUAAUGACUCAUGUUCUGGUUCCAAGAGUUUUCGCUUUGGAAAAUCUGUUCACAAUCAGCGCGCAGAAUGUUUUUUUGGCCAUCUUAAGAAGUCGUGGAUAUCUAUGUGGCAACAAAAUUUUGAGACAAUGGUGGCAGCAGAGAUACUCGAUUUGUCCAAUCCAGUUAAUAUACAUUGUCUCCAGUUCUGUUUUCUUCCUCUAAUUGAUCAAGAAUUGAAAUUUGAACAGUGUGAAUGGAAUGGACACCUAAUUAGAAAGCAGAGAGGAUUUCACAAUUUUUGUGCAAAACCAGAUGUGCUUUACUUUGCUCCACCCAACGGGAAAGAAAACAAUAUUUGUUUGUUAGAUCCAGAACUGAGAAAUUAUGCUGAAAACUUUGCAGCAGUAGCGGGACAACAUCUUCUUGUAGCCAGUGAAGAGUUUAGAAAUUUAUCUUGCCAAUUUUUGCUCCAGCGUGGAUAUACUAUGCCAAAGACACGUAGUCAAGCUUUUGACUGUUAUCAAAUACUUUCUGCAUCUUUUGACUUCAUUAUAAAUAGAUUGCAACUGUGUCCACCCCAAACUUUUGUGCAAGCUAUUGAUGUCUAUCAUACUAUCUUUCAUUCAUUUUAUUGAUAUGAUUGGUCUCUGACAUCUAAAGGCUGCUAUUCAACUAUUCCUACUAUAUAAUCAAUAGUGUUGAAUCCUGUCAAAUAUUUAUCUUACAAUUAUUGCUCUCUUUAAUGUAGAGGGAUUUUGUAUUCACCGCAAAUUCCCUUUCUAGUAGUCCCAAACUGUAAGUGCAGACAUUAGUGGUCUUGUCUUCAUUUACCUCUGGAGGCACUACAGAGAAUUAAUUUUUUUCUUGUACCUCCUGGUCCCUCACACUGUGUAUAUAUAGUUAAGUCUCUACCUCCUCAUAUCCUUUCCGUUGUCAAGCUCAAGAUAGAAAGAUGUCCCUGUGGCCAGACUAAAAAUCAGCCUGGGUGGGACUUACUGCACUCAAAGUUUGUGCCUACUAAAAACGUUUUUUUCUGGUGAGAACAAAAUUCCGUUUUAUAUAGUCGACCCUACUGUCAAUACAGAUGUUAAUGGCGAUCCAAAUGCUGUCUUCGGUAGUUAAUUUUAAUUUGUGGUUGGAUUUAUGUUUAUUGUGCCACUGUCACAAGUCAGGUCCAAAUAGGGACUCUCCUGUGAAAUUAAGAGAAGUCUAAAGCUGGCCAUAGACGCAAAGAUCUCAUUGUACGAAUCAAGGAUUCGUACGUUUUUCUUAACGUGUGUGGAGAGUCCCGACAUUUUUCGUCCGGCUGAGAUCAGACAGGUUAGAAAAUUU